AUGGAGCUCGAGGGCUGCAGCAGCAGCAGGUCGGCUAACGCGGGCGCGCCGUACGCAGCCUGCAGCAGCAGCAGCAGCAGCAGCAGCAGCAACCGCAGCAGCAGCAGCAGCAGCUACUACAGCAGCAUCACCAGCAGCAGUGAAUACAGGGAAAACAGCAGAAGCCGCAACUACGGCAGCAAUUGCAGCAGCAGAAACUGCUCUAGCAGUUUCGGGUGCAGCAGCAACAGCAGCAGCAGCAACUGCAACAGCAGCAGCAGCAAUGGCAGCUGCAGAACCAGCAGCAUCCAGUGCAGCAGCAGCAGCUGCAAGCGCAGCAGCAGCAGAAGCAGCAGCAGCAAAUGCAGUUGGAGAUGCAGCAGAGCCUCUGGACUGAGCGUUUGCUGCUCUUUGAUUUUUUUUCUUUUGGCGGUCCCUGCUGCUGCUGAGUCUCCAGGUCUGCUGCACCCGGCGUGGGCAGCAUGCACGGCUCUUGCUGCUCCGGGGCAGUCUGUGGCUGCUUCUCUCCAGUCCUUUGCUGCUGCAGCCCUCCAGCAGCAGCAGCAGCAGCAGCAGCAGCAGCAGCAGCAGCAGCAGCAGCAGCAAAUAGAGCUGUGCCUGGGGCUGUCUUGGGUUGCUGCAUGCGCCAAAGACGCCGUUGGCUCCUUCGCAGACUUGGGGCUGGAGGCCCAACUUCGAAUGUUCCAGCUCUGCGACCCCGAAGGGGAGCUGCCGCUGAAGGAGCCAAUUCGCUGCGUGCGGCUGCUGGCGGGUUUUGGAUUUAAUGAACCUGGAAACCCUCACCACGACAUUUGCAGGGUUUGCAUGCAGCUGUUUUGCCUGCGGCUGGUGUUUGGCCGCGCCCGCUCGCGGCUGCUGGGGCGUUUAAUGUCGGUGAAGAUUCCUUCGUCUCUGAGGCCGUUGCUAACCACCCUUUUUCUGCGGCUGCAGCCAAGUGCAGCAGCAGACAGCCGCUACCCCCUCGAAGCUUACGAGUCGUUUGGGCAGCUCUUUUGCCGCACUUUGAGAGACAGGGCUCGCGAGGUGAUGGACCUUUCCCCCCUGGCGAUGGUGCGCUAG
This is a messenger RNA of Eimeria tenella, 1059 nucleotides long. RefSeq lists its product as uncharacterized. Bases 1 to 1059 code for a protein of 352 amino acids. The transcript has 5 exons. The record is from RefSeq and is a predicted model, not a curated record. Lineage: Eukaryota; Apicomplexa; Conoidasida; Eucoccidiorida; Eimeriidae.